Acanthosepion pharaonis is the source of this 495-nucleotide messenger RNA. The record is from the annotation of a GenBank genome assembly. Lineage: Eukaryota; Metazoa; Mollusca; Cephalopoda; Sepiida; Sepiidae.
AUGUCGAACUUUCAGAUUUUCGCUCGGCUCGCGUACCAUAAACGUGGAAAGCCGCCCGUACGAGGACCAGCAACUGUCGAGAUUUGUCAGACGGAAACAUGUCGAACUUUCAGAUUUUCGCUCGGCUCGCGUACCACGGCUAAACGUAACACGCGUCCGACAGCCGCGACGACGGACGUAACGACGGCCGUCCGACAGCCGCCCGUACGAGGACCAGCAACUCGCACCGGAGAGUCGUCCAGACGAGAUUUGUCAGACGGGCCACACUCCGACGAAACAUUAACACGCGCGUCCGACAGCCGCGACGACGGACGUAACGACGGCCACACACUCGCUAAGGACAGCCGCCCGUACGAGGACCAGCAACUCGCACCGGAGAGUCGUCCAGACGAGAUUUGUCAGACGGAAACAUGUCGAACUUUCAGAUUUUCGCUCGGCUCGCGUACCACGGCUAAACGUAACACACGCGUCCGACAGCCGCGACGACGGACGUAA